This is a messenger RNA of Serpula lacrymans var. lacrymans S7.9, 855 nucleotides long. RefSeq lists its product as uncharacterized. Gene Ontology annotation, cellular component: nucleolus. Lineage: Eukaryota; Fungi; Basidiomycota; Agaricomycetes; Boletales; Serpulaceae. Gene Ontology annotation, molecular function: rRNA (guanine) methyltransferase activity. The coding region runs from base 1 to 855 and encodes 284 amino acids. The transcript is spliced from 6 exons. The record is from RefSeq and is a predicted model, not a curated record. Gene Ontology annotation, biological process: rRNA (guanine-N7)-methylation.
AUGUCUCGUCCUGAACUUCAGGCGCCUCCAGAGAUUUACUAUGGCGAUUCAGAAGCCGUGAAAUACACCAAAAACACUCGCAAUCAACAGAUACAGGCCGAUCUGACCUACCGCGCAUUAGAAUUGCUCAACAUGCCUCCAGAUCAGUCAGCUUUCUUGCUGGAUAUCGGCUGUGGUUCAGGACUUUCUGGAGAAAUAUUAGACGAAGAAGGAUAUGUGUGGGCAGGUGUUGAUAUUGCUCCUAGCAUGCUAGAGGUUGCUUUGGAAAGGGAGGUAGAAGGUGAUUUAUUUUUACAGGAUAUUGGGCAAGGUUUAGGAUUUAGACCAGGUAGCUUUGAUGGUGCAAUCAGUAUAUCAGUGCUACAAUGGCUCUUGAAUGCAGAAACUUCACAUCAUACGUCCGCACCACCCCAUCGGCUACAUCGUUUUUUUACUACCUUGCAUUCCGCUUUACGAAAUCCAUCGCGUGCCGUCUUUCAAUUUUACCCCACGUCAGACGAUCAAAUCCAGCUUAUUACAUCCACGGCCCAGAAAGCUGGGUUUGGUGGAGGCAUUGUUGUAGAUUAUCCAAACUCAAAGAAGGCGAGAAAAGUGUACCUAUGUUUGUUUGUAGGGGGAGGUGGAGGACAACAGCAGGUGCCUGCAGGAUUGAAUGAAGAAGCUAUGGAUGAUGAUAGCGUGCGCUUUGAGCGAAGACGGCAGAGGGAACGCGCUAGAGAUAGAAGUGGCAAGCGAAAGAAAGUAAUGGACAAGGAAUGGAUUUUAAAGAAGAAAGAGCUAUAUCGUCAACGUGGCAAAGAGGGCGUCCCAAGAGAUUCGAAAUUUACUGGACGCAAGCGGAAAGCAACAUUUUAA